Messenger RNA from Closterium sp. Naga37s-1, 708 nucleotides. The record is from the annotation of a GenBank genome assembly. Lineage: Eukaryota; Viridiplantae; Streptophyta; Zygnematophyceae; Desmidiales; Closteriaceae.
AUGGGGAUUCUAACACCCGUCGCUCUCGCUCUCUCCCAUCCCUUCCCGUCGCUCUCGCUCACGUUCCUCCCUCCCCUCGCCAUCGCGCUCACGUUCCUCCCUCCCCUCGCCAUCGCGCUCACGUUCCUCCCUCCCCUCGCCAUCGCGCUCACGUUCCUCCCUCCCCUCGCCAUCGCGAUCACGUUCCUCCCUCCCCUUGCCAUCGCGCUCACGUUCCUCCCUCCCCUCGCCAUCGCGCUCACGUUCCUCCCUCCCCUCGCCAUCGCGCUCACGUUCCUCCCUCCCCUCGCCAUCGCGCUCACGUUCCUCCCUCCCUUCGCCAUCGCGCUCUCGUUCCUCCCUCCCCUCGCCAUCGCGCUCACGUUCCUCCCUCCCCUCGCCAUCGCGCUCACGUUCCUCCCUCCCCUCGCCAUCGCGCUCACGUUCCUCCCUCCCCUCGCCAUCGCGCUCACGUUCCUCCCUCCCCUCGCCAUCGCGCUCACGUUCCUCCCUCCCCUACCAUUCGCGAUCGCACAUUCUCGUCCCGUCCCGUACCGUUCCUCCUCUCUCCCCUUCCCAUCCCGUCGUUCUCGCUCUCUCCCCUUCCCAUCCCGUCGUUCCGUCUCUCUCCCCUCGCGUCCCGUCGUUCCGCCUCUCUCCCCUUCCUAUGCCGUCGUUUUGCCUCUCUCCCCUCCUAUCCCAUCGUUCUGUCAGAAUGUUAUUAUCUAG